AUGGACCCCGACCCAUCACCCGAUAAACCGAAGACACCGAUUCCAACACCGGAGCUCCGAAUCGAGACUGAUGGAGGAGGUGAUGAAGAAAUGACACCAAUCAGAACACCCGCCUUAUCAUCACCCGCCACCUCAUACACAACGGAUCGAGAAAUGGUCUAUCCGGGUCGCUCUGGGACUCUCGCUGAGACGCACUUGCUGAGAUCAACUGGCGUGCAAAAUGAAAGCUACACGGAAGAGCAUUGGGAGAGCGAGAUCAAAUCUUUCGUCACCACCGCUCCACCAAGAUUCGUUCAAGUGAUCAAAGCGUAUCGUGUCCUCUCCACUGACAUUCUCACUCUUGUCGUUGAGGUUGCCUCGGAUCCCCCAGCACUCUUCGACUGGUAUUGCAAUGAUCGAUCGGUGAUGCAAGAUCGUCGCCGUUUCCAAACGCGACAUGGGCUGAAUAUCACUACGCUCACUGUCGUCAAUCCGGAAAGAGGUGUCUACAAAUGCACGGCGAGAAACCCGGCCGGCACGUCGACCACCUAUGGAUACAUUGCUGUCAAUUCACCUCCUCGUUACCAAGAUUGGAGUGUGACAAGGGAAGAGGUGAGAGAACCCGAUCGAGUCUCACUCACGAUCAACGCCGCUCCACGUUUCAUUCAUCAGGUUCCAAAUCUGACCUUAAAACCGGGUUCCGAAGCAGUGAUCGAUGUCGAAGUUGAUGCCAAUCCACCAGCCAGAUUCUCGUGGUUUGUGAAUGGAUACGAAUUCCGUGAUACAACCGGGAAAAUUCAAACCUUUUUCCCGGGAGACAAUCGAUGUGUCGCUCGUUUCCCGAUGCCUGUCUCUGGCGAGUACCGUGUCGUGGCGGAGAACGUUCAUGGACAAGCGAUCAGCAGUGGAAUCGUUGAGGUGGUGAAAGAUUCAUCGAAGAUUCACCGUCCUCCAGUGGCUCCAGGAGAGCACAUCGCGAGAAGUGCUCUCACCGCUGGCGGAACUCCGCGAAUGUCACGAGCUGAUCGAGCGGAACUUGCAAGCUCUGCUAUCGAGCGAUCGGACAGCGCCACUCGGACGAGAACCGAAGAAGUUUAUGAGGUCAACUAUCACCAACGAUCGAACAGUCUGCCGCGAGGUGUCCGCCAUUUGGAGAAACACAUGGAGUUUAGCCGUUUUGAGAGAGAUGGACGAUCACAGGAGCGUGCCCACGAUGAGGACAAUCCACCACCAUUUAUGAUUCGAAAAGCGACAAAAGAGUCUCGCUUCCUUCCACAAGCGCCAAUCUUUGUCACUCAACUUCCACAAGAAAUCGUCGUGAAUCAAAAUGAGCGCUUGGUGCUGAGUGUGGAUGUUUCGGCGCUUCCACAAGCCGAUAUUCGAUGGAAUGUGAAUGGUUUCGAGUUGAAGCCGAGUCGACACGUAGCCGUGUUAAAUGAGCAAAAUCGAUCAACGCUUGUCGUGAAUCCGCCAGUGAAACAGGGGAAAUACAAUGUGAUUGCAAGCAAUGAUAUGGGAAGAUCCACACUGAUCACAAAAGUGCGAACAAUUGUCACGGAAACGAUUGAGAAUAUUGAGACUGUGAUUUCGAUUGGAUCAAAGAGCGAGAAGUCAAAAGAUCAACCACCGGAAAUCGAUUCGUUGAUUGCAUCAAUGGAACACGACGAGAAAAGCUCGGAGCAUUCUGGAGACACAAUUUUGAUGAGAACCGAGACACCGGAGGGAGUUCAAAUUGUGCCAAUCUCAAGUCGAAGUGAAUCGGAGAAUCGAGAGAUCGAGAAAACUGAAGUGAGCACAAGUUAUACGAGAAAUGUUAUAAAGAAUUUGGCUGCAGAAGAGAUUCCACAAAGACCACAAUUCGUCGAUUCACCCAUCAAUCAGAUCCACGUCGAGCAGGGAAAUCGAUUGAUUUUAGAGUCUAGGGUUCACUCAAUUCCCCCAGCCACUUUCCGAUGGUUUGUGAAUGAUUUUGUUGUGAAGAGUGGCCAGUUUUUGAGCAUUGAAGAAUCGCCGAACUAUAGCCGAGUCGUUUUUGAACGUCCGGUACCUGGGAAUUAUCGAGUUGAAGCGCGAAAUGAUUUCGGAAUGAUAGAAACGGUGACAAGAGUGACAACGGAAACAAUUUUCGAAGAAACUGAAGAGAAAACGAUCAUCACAACGAUGAAAACGAAAAGCGCUGAUGAAAUUCAAAAAGUUCAAUUCAAAUUGAGUAAAAGAGGGACAAUUGAACAGAAAAAAGAUCUCCCGAAAGCACCAAAGAUUGUCACGAAAUUCUCGCAAAUUCUUCACCAUCCAGAGGGUGAACCACUCGAGCUACAAGUGAAAGCUGAAGCUAUUCCAGAAGCCGAUUUCACGUGGCUUGUCAACAAUUUUGAGGCCAAGAAAAACAUUACAGUUGAACGAAUUGAUGAGAAUCAUUCGAAAGCGACUUUCCGUUUGCCGACACCCGGAAAAUAUGAAGCUAUUGCGAAAAAUUCUCUUGGUCGAGACUCUACAUCGACAAAAGUCGUCAUCGAUUAUCAAGAACGACCAAAAUCCGAGCAAUUGGCUUUGAGCAAAGUGCCAAUUCUUGUACAAAGUCUACCCGAGAAAAUCCAUCGAAUGCUGGACUCAGAUGAGAUCAAAUUCCAUGUGGUUGUUGCUGGGAUUCCACCGUUAAAGUUUCAAUGGUUUUUGAAUGAAGAAGAACUUGCGAACAGCUAUGGAACGAAUAUCAUGCGAUCAACCACUGAAUCGAGCUUGUAUCUCCGACAAGCGAUCCCAGAAGAAUCAUCGAUUAAGGUCAAAGUCUCGAAUGAAAAUGGUUCUAUUGCAAGCGAAUGCCAAGUGUUUUCACCUGGGAAAUUGCGGACCGAGGAAGUGAAAGUAUUGGCGCCGAAAUUCGAGAAAUUCUUGCAAAGUGUUGCAGUCGAGGAGCACGAGGAAAUGAGCAUUGGUGUAGCUCUGGAACUCCCUUGUGCACCGUGUCAUUUCACUUGGAGACUGAACAAUGCCGAGCUAAGCAUAAACGAGAACAUUUUGAUCGACUCAACGCCUUUCGAAAGUUUGCUCACAUUCUUAUCCCCAAAUCUUUCAAUGAACGGCGAGUUGAGUGUCCGAGCCGAGAACGAACAAGGCACAACCACCUCGACGUCGGAUUUUCGUGUGAAAAAACGUUUGGUGGUUCCCGAAGAAAACGAGCAUCCACCAAAGAUUGUCGAACCACUCCAUUCGUCAUCAUUUUUGGAUGGGCAACCAAUGGUUCUUCGUUGCAAAAUCUCGGCUCUUCCAUCAGCGAUGGUCGAAUGGUUCAAAGAUGAUUUGAGUGUUGAGACAUGGGUACUCAAUAAAGACGUAAACACGAGGAUUCUGCCAGGCGGCAUUUGUGAAUUACUCAAUCCCGAAUGUUAUCCGGAAGAUGGUGGGCUGUACAAAUGUGUGGCGAAAAACGCGUUGGGAACAGCUGAAACAUCAGCUUUCAUUACAGUCGAAGGUCUCAGUUAUCACAAAGACACUGAAGAGGCGUCAGCGGCCACUGAAUCGCUCAGUCAAAUCCCGGAAGAGAACUCAGCCUCAUUCAUUCAUCCACCAAAAUUUGUCGACCAAAUCGUCAUCGAUGCGGAAGAGCUUCUCUCAUUCCAACUCGUCCGUCUCCUUUGCCGCGUUCAAUCCACCGAAGCACUCACAAUGCAAUGGAGCAAAGACGAUCAACUCAUUUCUGGCGAUCUUGAGAAGUACGAGAUUCAUCAAUUCAGCGAUGGCGUUCAGAUUUUGGUCAUUCACGAUGCAAAUGAACAAGAUAAUGGAGUUUACACAUGCAAAGCGGAAUCAGAACACGGAUUGACAAGCACGUCGGCUGAAUUGAGAUUGCCGAUUGGAGAUGGACAACAACAAGAUAGAGAAGCCAAGAAAGAAGAAGAAGGAAAGAAAGAAGAAGAAGGCAAGAAAGAAGAAGAAGGCAAGAAAGAAGAAGAAGGAAAGAAAGAAGAAGAAGGAAAGAAAGAAGAAGAAGGAAAGAAGGAAGAAGAAGUCAAGAAGGAAGUAGAAGAAGUCAAAAAAGAAGAAGAAGUCAAGAAAGAAGAGGUAAAAAUCGAGACAAAGACUGAAGUGACUGAAGAAACGCAACUCGCUCCACCACAGUCAACCGAACACACCGAAGCGGCUCCACCAACUGAAGUAAAUCUCGAGUUUCGCACAAAGGAUUACGUCGAUCAAGCCGUUUUUGAGAAAAAGAGCAAAGAAGAUAGAGAUGGAGAUGUUACUGAAAUCAAGAAGAAAGAAGAAGAGUAUAAAUUGCUUGUCAAGGUUGCCGAUUCGGUUGCGCAUUCACUUGUUGCGAACAUUUUUGUCGAUGCGCUCAAUGAAGCGGUGAAGAUCAUUGUGAGAGAGGCACAACAAGGUGAAACCGUUGUCGGUCCACCCCGUUUCGACUCGAUCACCGAUGAGUUCACAGUUAAAGAAGGAGAUGAGCUAAAAAUUGAGACAAAAGUUCACGGAUUGCCUACACCAUUCGUUGCAUGGUAUCACGGAGAGGAGAAAAUCAAUGUUGACAAGAACACAACGAUGGCCUACGAAAAGGAAAUCGUUUCGAUCACUUUCAAGAGCAUCGACGCAACACAGUCCGGAAACUAUUACUGUCACGCGACGAAUGUUCACGGAACGGCCGUCCUUUCACUUCGAGUCGUCGUUCAGAGUGUUCCCGAUACCGAAGAUGAGAACAGUCUCCUGCAAAUGACUGUAUCAAAAUUUGUGAAAACCGAAGAUGGAUCAACGGUCAACACGAAUAUCAAUAUUUUACACAGAGAUGAGGAAUUCGAACAUAAAAUCACGGUUGUUGAGGCCGACAAAGAGACAACGAAAAUGGAAGCAGAAGUUGUCGAGAAAUCGAUCUCCGUCGACAUUCCGAUCAAAUUCGAAACCGGACAAGAGAAACCGAUGGAAUCGAUUGAGAAAACAUCGGAAGAACAAGUGACAACAAAUAUCCGCGUGAGUCGCCCGGGAUCGGCUGUUGAUCACAAUCUAUUGAUUCGUGAACCCGAAGAGGGAGUGAAAGCGAUCGUUUUGGAGAAAGAAACAAUUUUGCAUACGGAAGAAGUCAUGCAGACAAAGGAUAUCCUUCUCACCACUGGUCAACAAAAUGUCUCGGCGACCGAAUCGACUCAAACAAAAUCUCGAGUACUUUUGGAUCGACCCAUGGAAAAAGCUGAUCAACAAUUGGUGAUACCGUAUGAAGAAAAGACUCGUGUUCUCUCGGAGCGUUUCUUGGCCGCUCAAAAUCUCGAUCUUCCAUUAGAAGGAGUGAAUGAUGUGUUGAGCAGUGUGCUGGCAUUGAGAGAUCAGCAUAAAGCAUAUGAGGAAGCGAAUGUUGAGGUUCGUCAAUCCCCGUUCACUUCCGAGCACGUCGUCACCGUGCUCGAGGGUGAUUUCGAGAGUGUCCAGCUGCACAUCCAAGCUCCAUUCACACCCACAACCGUCCCACAUUCGUUCAUCAAUUUGGAAACAAUUCUACAGAAACCAUCAACGUCACAGACAGCAGACACUUCUCUCCAACGAUCAUCAAAGAAAUCAGCAAAAACCGAGCAUCGAAUUGUGAUCCUUGAAGGUGUCAGCAAGAGUUUCAAGGAAGCAAUCACAUGGAGUAUCAAGAAAGUGCAAAAAGCAUUGGGAAUCGCCGCGAGUGCAAAAGCAAGCACUGUUGUUGAGAUUUCAAAGCCGGGAGAUGAGGCGGAGAACGUGUCGGCGGUGAUGGAAAUGGAAGAGUGCAUCCCGGAAUUGCUAAACAUUGCGGCAAGUGCGGGAAAAGUUAAGAUCCAAAAUGUGUCCGUUUCCCUGGUGAAACAGGGUGAUUCGGCUCACCAAGAGCUUGUCAUCGAGUAUGAAGGACAAGAGGAAACCGAUGGACAACAAGGGAUCGCCGAUCUCCUCUUUGAUGCACAACAUUCGAAACAAGAAGAUGUUUUCCGUCGUCGUCCUCGUGCUCGUUUCGGAUCUGAAGAAGCUGAUGUGGUGGCUGUUUUCGUUGAAGUUGAUGCUAACUGUCCAGAUCAGAGUGUGGAGAUCGUUGCCACAGUGAGUUCCCCAGAAGAAGAGCUUCCGCCGAGUGAAGCCGAAUCCCGUCCACCGAUCCAACCAAAACUCAAAGCCGAGCGCUCAUUUUCCAUCUCGGAAUCCGUCUCCACGGCCGCCCUCCAAAUGCCGAAAUUUUUCAGGAAACUCUCGGAUAAACAAGCCACUCCCGGCGAGCCAACUACAUUCAAGUGUAUUAUCUCCGGUACACCCACUCCCGAAGUUCGAUGGACCGUUGACGGAGAUGAGAUUCUACAGAAUGAAGACUACAACCUUGUGUACGAGGAUGGGGUCUGUCUGCUGAAAAUCAACGAAACUUUGCCCGAAGAUGAAGGAGAAUAUCAAUGUGAAGCGAGAAAUGCGGCUGGAUCGGCGCUGACAAAAUGUUUCUUGAAAGUAUUAGGUGAAUAUCCAUCGGAGCGAGUGAUGCCUGGAAUCCGUUCGCCGCCAGGAAACACCAAAAAUGAAACGACAAAUGUGCUCCGUUUCAUUCAACACAUCCCAUCACAAUCCUCAAUUUUGGAUGAAGAAGAAACGGAUGAUGAAUUUCAUCGAAGAUUGUCACAACUAUCGAAUGAACACAUUCGACAAUGGGAUGACAGUCCGCUAGCCGUAGCUAGAGGUCGUUUAGUCACAGCUAUCUCCGAUUUUGAACUCUUUCGAAUUGUCAAUUACAACGAGGAUUUGAAAGAAACGAAUGCUUUCUAUAAAUACUUUGAAUCCGGACAUGCUAGAGUGAAAAUCAUCGAGAUUGUACAGGAAGAAUUUCUCUAUGCAGAGCUGAAAGCCAUACCUGGGAAAGUGACAAGUAAAGCUUUACCAGCAAAAAUUCCACCACCAGUUCCACCACGUCCGAGCAAAGAACUCGUAAAUUUUGUGAGAAAGACUCACUCACAAACCGAAGUUUUGAUGCAAAAUAUGGCUCAUUGUUAUGUAGAAUUGGUGAUUGAGAAAAGGUUCGAAUCGGAAUAUGAAGAAUUCAUCUUUGAGGAUUACGGAUUUGUGUUGGCGUCGUUGACAAGAAGCUUUUCUGUUCCAUUCCCCGGUUUAUGGGACUACGCUAUGUUUAAUCCGUUUGAACAUGCCGCCAGAGAAUUGAAAGAAGAAGAAGAAUUAUUGGCUCAAAGUCAAGAUAUUCAAUCAAUGGCAUUGCAAAAAGAGGAAUUAUUGGCUCAAAGUCAAGACAUUCAAUCAACAGCGUUACAAGAAGAGGAAUUAUUGAGGGAACUCGAAAACCCUGAAGAAGUUGAGAAUUGUGAGCCUAGAUUAGCUGAUUUACCCGAUCGAGUCUUGUACAAAGGGCAAGAGAUCGAGGUGACGGCUAGUUUUGUUGAAAAACCCAUAAAAGAAAAAGAUUCCGAAUAUGUAAAAGCUGUGCAAAGAUACGUUGAAGCAAUGUUCGACUUCGAUAUGCCGAUUUUUAGGCAAAAAGAAGAAAAAGUGGUGACUGUAGAAGCGGAAACGGUUCUCACAAAGAAACCGGCUUUUGAAGAAGCUGAAAUCAAGACAAAGGCACAGCCAAUCCCGAGAAAUACACGAAUUUCAAUCUCGGAUCAAGAGGAAUCCGGGGCAAGCAGCAUCUAUCCGCCAUCAUCGAUUGAUGUGAGAAAAGAGAGAAAAUCAUCACACGAAGAAAACACAGAUCUCCCGUGGUCUCAAUCGAGUAGUUUACCCAAUUCCCCGAUUAAAGACCCAAAAAGAAGUGCUGAUUCGAGUCCGAAGAAAUCAUCGACAUCUCCGGAAAAAGCCAGCCCAAAGAGGGAACCAUUAGAUCAAAAGAAUGAACAGGAGCCAUUAAAAACCGUUAGAAUUAGUCCUGAAAAGAUGAGAAUUGUGAAGACUGAAGAAAAACAACAAAAAAUCCAGUCUCCAUCAAUUGAAAUCAAAGUGGAACCAACUCGAUCCGAUUCUCGAGCUCGUCGAGAAGAAGGAAUCAAAAAUAUCGCUAAAAUCGCUAAACAAGUCGAAAAAGAACUGAGCAUUUUGGCUGCUGGAGGAAAUCCCGACAAAGAAGAAGAUGAUUUGAAAGAGAUUGAGAGCACAAUUCUGUCAGUGGCUGAGAAAUUGAUGAUCGACAAGCCCGUUUCUCAAGCACAGGCCGAAGCAAAGAAAGAGUUGUUACGGGCGACUUUAGCUGAAAUGAUUUUGAAUCCACCGAAAACUCAACCAAAUCAAAAUCAAAGUCUUCAACCAGGUCAAUCGAGAGACGAAGUGAAGUCACCGAUCCAACAAUUAAGAGAUAAUCUUGAUAUAAUUGAAGAAUCAUUGAUGGAAGAAGUGGUUGAAGGAGAUGAGAGAUCGGAAAUGGCUGAGGAUUCCGAGGUGAGAAAUAUCAUCGCUUCACCGCAAAGACCACCAAAAGACAAACCGCCGACACCCAUCGGAACAAAGAGUCCGGGAAAUAAAAUCAAGAAAGUGCCGAGUCAGGAAUUGCUGCGAAUGACACCAUUGACGACGAAUAUUCGAGAGCAGCUGGAUGUGCUAGAGAAUUUGAUUGAAGAGGCUUCGAAGGAGGAGCAGUUGAGGUGCGGUUAUGAUCCGAAAAGAGGAACACAUAGCACAAUUCAUGAUCUCUUUGUGCAGAUAAAUGCCGAAAUCAUAACGAUCAAGAAAUUCUGUAGUAAAAAGCUUUCAAAGAGAGGCGCCGAUGCGGUUGUUUCGGUCCUGCAAAAGGUGAGGGCACACAUCGCGAGCAUUGUCAAUAUUAUGCAUUUGAUAAAACAACAAGCUUUGGAAAAAGUGAAAAAUGAGCCUGAUGAACAACAAGCUUUAGGAAAAGUGAAACAUGAGCCUGAUAAGCAAAAAGAACGUGUUGAACAAGUAAAAGGAGAAGUAAAUGGGGUCAAAGUUGCUAAAUUUGAAGAAUUGAAGAAGUUAGAGGCAAAGACUGACGAGGAAAAGCCUCCAGUUCCUCUUCAUGAACCACAUCCAGUCACAAUUAAUGUCAGCUAUCAGUUACGACGAAGAGAACAAUCUGAAUCCGCUUUUGCGACGGUAAUCUUCCGAAGCUUCUCUCGUUCACAUUCUGAAGGAAGCAGUCUUCGGUUCAGUUACGAUUACAAGACUGAUAAAAGCUCAGAGAGUAUGAAAACAUCGACACUAACAGAGAUUGAAGAGGAAGAGGGAUCACUGACACCAAUCGAGAGAAAAUCGCGAAUCGAUUCUAUCGAUUCUGAGAAAACCCCGAUUCCACCACCAAGACGGCGGAGGACGCAAAGUCAAGAAGAGAGAAAAUCUCGACCAGACAGUGAGAUCAAAAUUUCCGAAGUGGAGCCCAUUCCACCGCCGCGAAAGAAAAGAAACUCUUCUGGAUCUCGAGAUCGAACCCCGUCAAGCAGAAAUUCAAAGGGAUCAAUUGAAUAUGUUGAGUUCAUCCCGAAAAUUUCUGUUGAAGGUGAGAAAACGGUAGCCGAACUUAGAGAUCAAAUCAGUCAUUUGACUGAAGAAAUCCAGGAAUUAGAUCUACAACCUUUAGAAGAGAAAGCCAAAGAAAAGACUGGGAAAAGCCUCAAAAAAUCGGCUUCUCCAAUAAAAUCCGAGGUAAUCGAUGAAACGGUGGAUAUAAGUUUUAGCAGAAAAUCGCAAAUUGAUCAUUUGAAUGCAAUCAUUAUUACAAAAGAUCAUCUAUCCGAUGCGGGAAGUACGCCAUUCCUCUUUGAUUCCGCUGAACUUCUUUGUUCUCCAAAUCGUUUAUCGAGAGCUUCGGCUAACUUUGAGGCACUUAAAAAUAGCUUUAUUCUUCAAAAUCAGCUAGACGGUCAAAGGCCAAGUUUGGUGAUUAAUGAAAAUAUGAAAGAAAUGAUUGCUGAUGCAAUGACAGAAGAUAUUGAAAAAGAUGAGAAGAAGUUGAUUGAAUUAUUGAAAGAAGAGCAAGCAAUCGAGAAAGAAAUGGAAGAGGUUGCAUCAAGGAAAUCAUCCGGAGAAUCGUUUGUGAUGGUGGAAAGUCCAGAAAGACAAGCAGAAAAGGAAGAACGAAGUGAAGAAAAACGAAAUGAAGAAGAGCAAAAUGAAGAAGUUUUCUUCGAGCAAACGUUUACGGCAAAGAAAUCGAUUGAAGAGACAGCGCUGAGAGAAAUCCCUGCAUAUAUAAUCGAUGAAAAUGAUGAAAAUGAUACUGGAGUUGCAUAUGAAGAGGGAAUGGAUUCAAAUGAAAUGCUUUUUGUGAUGGAAGCAAGAGAAUCCUCUGUAGAACUACCAGCAAAUCUCGCAGUUUACACCCCGGAGAUCAAAGAAGAAACGAACUCAGUGCAACUGGUUUGCGAGGAAUCCGACAAUGGAACCGAUACGGAGAACUCGGGAAUGAUGAGAGGACAAGCAACAGGUGUACAUUUGAUACGAUCACCUGAAUAUGAAGAUAUUCAUGAAGAGUUGAUGGAAGAGCUGAGACAAUCCGGACAUCAAGAUGCACAAAAAGAGAUCAAACAGCCAUCACAACGAAAAAGAUCGAUUGAUGAUAAGGCUAAGCCUCUAUUUUUAUUGUUUAAAGAUGAAAAUUAUGUGGUCGAUGAGUCGGAUCUGAAUUCUCAGUCAGAAGCGCUUAGCGUGAGUCAAACGGCGCCCGUCGCUCUAUCGACGAUCACAGAAAGAACGGAGAAUUCGACUGAUGGAGAGACACUGAAAAGACAUCAUUCCGAUGAUACAAUGCAUGUUGUUGUUGAUGAAAACGUGCUUUCUCAAAUGGAUUCAACUCUUUCACCGGAUCUCCUCUCUCCUGCAACACUCAAAGAAACUGAUAUCAUUAGUGAUGAUGAUAUCGAACAACCACUCACCAUUGAAACAAUCACAAAAGAGUUCUCUUUCCUCAAGAAAAGGCAACGCUGCAAAUUGUCAGCUGUCAUUCACCCAGAUGUUCGAAUUCGAGGCACAGCUAAAAUCAACGCUGAUAACUCGUUUGAUGUUCUCGUUGAGCAUAUCAAUCAGGAAUUUGAGUUUAAAGUCCAUGUCUACAAAGAAGUAACUGAUUACACAGCCUUGACGAUACUUGUCGAUGAUUUGUCGGAAAGCCAACCGUCAUUGAGAGCGAAUCUCGAUGAUUUCACGGAGACAUCAAGUUUUGACGAUUUCGAGGAGAUUCGUGAGCUCUCUGAUGAAGAAGAUUUGCAAGUAGAGAUCCCGGAAAUGACUGGAGUGACAGUUUCAAUCAUUGCAAGAAGUAUGAAUGAUAUUGUUGACGCGUCGUUGGAAGAGAUUCCAUGGGGAGAAGUCGAGAUGACCGUUCUUUGCAACGAGAAUUGCAAUGUGAUGAUUCAAAGUAUGGAUUCUGACUCAAAAAUGUCCGUUCAAUUCAACGUCACCGUUUCUGAAUCAACAGAACAAGAGAAAAAGAAGCUGAAAUCGCAAGACUCUUUCCGAAGUAGUAAAGGAUCGAUCGAUGAUGAGAAAACGGAGUCAGCGAUGAGCUUGAACAUUCCAUCGUAUGUGAUUCGACUCGGCUCAACAGCUACAAUCACUUGCGAGCUGAACAACUAUCUACCAUCGAAUUCGAAAAUCAAAUGGAUGAAAGGGAAAGAAAUUCUCGAGAAAUUGCCGGCUCGAGUCGAUCGAAUCUCUCACGAUCUUCUCGAGGUUCUCGUUAUUUCACAAGUUUCACUUGAUGAUACAGAUAUGUACAGUCUUGUAGUCAAUGAUGAAGCUUUUCCCGUCGCGUACUUGAUUGUCGAGGAGCAGCAAUCGGAAGAGGAUUUAGGAGAUCAAGAAGGCUACGCAAGUUUCCUUUCACCGGCACAAACACUUUUUGUAAUGGAUGGCCAACCGGCUGUGUUGAGUGUUCAGAUUUCCGACCCAAGGCAAAGAGUGCUUUGGUUUAAAGAAAGACGACCACUCCACGAGGGAAAUCGAUUACAUUUUGAGAGCAAUGAGGACGGUUUUCAAAAGGUGAUCUUCCCAAAGACGUCCACUACCGAUCAAGGGACAUAUUACGCGUAUCUUGGCGAGAAUUUCACAGCAAUCACCCUCGUUGUUGAAGAGAGAAUCGAUGAGCGAGAAGUGACCGUGAUCGCAUCGGGAACCGAAUCGGAACAAGAAGAAGAAAUGAGAGAAUACCUUGUUCCGCCCGGAUCCACAGCUACAAUUGCUUGUGAAUUAGAAGACUCCGAUAAGGAAAGAGAUCUUUUGUGGAUAAAAGAUGGAAGAAAUAUUGAUUUCACGAAUGAAGCAAAGGUGGAACAUGUUGUAAACGGAUUAAAGCACUACUUGGUCAUCCAUGACACUGAGCCAAUCGAUUCGGGGCUUUACUCGGUGGCAAUACAAGGAGUUGAAUUCAAAGUGGCUCAUCUUGCAGUCUCCGAUAUGGCGACGAGUCAAACGAAUUUGCGACGGAAACGAAUAUCGAAUACGUCUCUUGGUGAAGACGACGUGAAAGUCGAAGAGACCUCGGUGCCUGCCGGAGCUGUGGCGACAAUCAAUUGUGAAACGCUUGACGAACGACGAGAUCUCAUUUGGACAUUCAAUCGAUCACCAAUCAUUCAACCCGAUGACGAUUCACCGCGUCGAUACACCGUCGAGGAUUCGGAAGAUGCUAAAAAUCACAGUCUGACGAUCCUUUGUGUUUCACCGGAUGACGAGGCCGAGUAUGGAGUGCUGAUUGAUGGAGUGUACACUCCAGUGACACGAAUCGUCGUUAUUGAUGCCGAAGAAGUGAUUACCCAAUCGAUUCGUGAAGAUGAGGCCGAGUUCGAUCUGUCGCUCAGAUUGGCCCCAGAGAUUGACUCUGUUCAAGCGCUCGCUGAAAUCAAACAGGUUGAAAGAGCAGCCGAAGAGUACCAAGUCGAGGCGAUCAUUAUGGAAGAAAAAGAAAAAGAAAAAGAAGAAGCUGAAAGAGAACAAGAAAGAUUGGAUGACAAAACCGAAGCCGAUGCUCCAUCAUUUGGAGAUGCCGACUUUGAUGUCUCUCUUCGGCUUCAAAGUGAAAAAGAUAGCGUUCACGCGGUCGCUGAGGUAAAACAGGUAGAGGCAGCCACCGAAGCGGCUCUAAUCCGCGAACCAUCAACGGAUAGAAAUGAGCUUUUGUCUCCGGAUACAGGAAUCCCCACUGAAACCACGGAAAAUGAAACGAAUGCCGAAGUUUCGAAUACGCUAGCAUUGCUCACCGCCGAUACCGGAUUGGCCACUGAAGCGCCGAGUGAAGCGGCGGACAUCGAGUUGAUUGAUGGAGAAGAGGCGGCAGCUCUGAAAGCAGCAGCAGAACGGGUCGCCGAUUCCCUUGUCGAUCUUCUCUUUCAGUUCCCACAGCCGGAAGAGCAAAUCUUGGCUGAAAUGGUCGAGAUGAAAAUGGAAAGUGUUGAAGUUGGACUCAAAGAAGAGUCGCCUAUUGAGAAGAAGAAAUUUGUCCCAGCUCCUACUCCGGAUGUUGAGGAUUUCGCACAAAAAUUUGUUGAUCGUCUUUUCGAGGAUUUGAUGGAAAGCCUACCCUUUAUGGGAGUACUAAAAGAAGAAAAUCGUGAAGAAGAAAAUAGAAAUAUCAUUUCAUUGGAGAUUCCGAUUAUUCUGGAACCAGAGCAGCAGCUGGAAUCAGAAGAAAUCGAAAAAGAAAAAGAAAAGGUUGAACAGCAAGAAGAUUCGGAAAAGAUUGCGACCGAGCAGGAGCAACUCGAGCAGUUUGGCAAAGAGGAGAAAAUUGAGCAGCAUGAAGAAGAUGAAGAUGAAAAGACUCCCGAAGCCGAACCAGCACCGAAAAAGCCGGAUGUCGAUCUUUUGUUUAGAAGGCAGCCUGAACAACAGAGCGAUUCCCACGUUUUACCGACUCGCUCACAAUUGGAAAUGGCAAAGCAUCUCGAUGCGAUCACCUCGAUGGAGAACGAGUUGAACGUCGAACUGACAAUGGAAAGUGCUGAUCACGCUGAGAUUUUCAUCAGUCACGUGCUUUUCGAGGAAGAAGAGGAAGUCUCGCAAGCCGAGACGCUCACCUCACUCACUUCCAGUGGUGUCUACAAUCGACCGAUUUUCGUCGUUCAACUCAAGGAAUCUUAUGUCAUUGAGGAAAACGCACGAGUUGUAUUCAAAGUGAUUGUCAAGGGCAAUCCAUUGCCGGAAAUCGUUUGGUUUGUCAAUGGGAAUCCUAUCGAGAAGGCAAAUGACCAGUUCAACGUGGUUUCCGAGGAUGGAAUCUCGUUCUUGGAGAUUUUCGACUUCUCGUCAAGAUACGUUGGCGAAAUCGUUUGCGAGGCGACAAAUAGUGCGGGCAUUGAUGUGACAACGAGUGUACUCAAUAUUAAAACAAAGGGCAGUGAUCAACAACGCGAUGCGAUGUUCUUAUCGGGAGUCGAAAGAAGCGAAUCAUCGCGAACUUCAGCGUCUGUUGAUGAGCUUUCGAUCAGAACCGAUACGACUUCAUCAAGUGGAAUCGGCCAACCGCCAUACAUCACGAAAACUCUACCUGAACAUCUCUACAUAAAGAAAAACGAUCCAGUCACCCUUCGAGCUUCAUUCGGUGGGCAGCCAUUGCCUGAUGUGCAUUGGGAAAGAGACACUGAACCGAUUCCAACCGAUGGAAUCAACGCCAUCUACGAGGAUGGGAUUGCUGUUCUUAGAUUGGACCCCGAAACAGUCGUGCAGCCGACUCGCUUCACUGUCUAUGCUGAGAACGCAUAUGGAGUCACUUCAGCGAGCUGUGAUGUCAUUGUUGAAGACGAGCCUUCAAAAACCUCGAUCACAAUUGUGCACUCGGCCGACGGAGCGCCGGUCGUUCGUCAGAAAAGCGAGACGCCGAGUGAAAUGAGCACACUCGCACAGUCGCCGAGGCUCAUCCUUGCUCUACCACAAAUCGUCAAAAUUAAGGAAUCAGAAGGGAUCCGCCUUUUGGUGAAAUUCACCGGCCAUCCCCUUCCCGAUGCUGUAUGGUUUAAAGAUGGAGAAGCUAUUCCGGAGAAUUCACAAUUCCACGAAAUCAUCACCGAAGAUGGAAUCUCAUCGCUGAGAAUGAGACGAAUGCUGAUUGAGGAUGCCGGAGAGUACUCGGUUCAAGUGCAAAAUCAGCAUGGAAGUGUCAUUUCUGCAACGAGAUUGGAAGUUGAGCGUUUACCCAGUGAGGAUCUGACCACUUCGUCUUCAGCACUGGGACAAAAGCCCAUAUUUAUCACGAAACUUGCCGAAAAAGUCACAAUUGAGGAGUGUCAAGAGCUUGUGAUCCGUACUCGUUUCACCGGAGAUCCCCUCCCCGAGGUCGAAUGGUCGAAAGAUGAUGAAGUCAUUUUGCCAAGCGAAUUCACAAAAAUUGUGACUGAAGACGGAAUUUCGAUCCUCACUCUCAAAAAUAUCACACCCGAGGACUCUGGAAAGUAUUUGGUGCAUAUUCAAAAUGUUCACGGAUUUGUCGAAAGCGCGGGAAUGGUUGAAGUAACCCGUAUCAAAUCCGAAGAUCUCACCACUUCAUCGGGUGGCACUGAAGGACCGGUGAUCAUCACAAAACCCGUCCGGGAAAUCACUGUUGAGGAGCGACAAAGCUUCCAAUUGAAAUGCUCUUUCACUGGCGUUCCCCUUCCCGAUGCUUUCUGGUUUAGAGGAGAAGAGUUUUUGAUGAACUCGAGCAACUAUGACAUCGUUUGCGAAGAUGGAAUCACGGUGCUCACCGUGAAAAGCGCCGGUCCAAUGGAGAAAGGAGAAUUCACUGUGCGACUCUCGAAUCAAUUUGGAGAAGCCACAGCAACGACAGCUGUUAAUGUAAAAGCACCUGUGCGAGAAGCAAGCGAAGAUUUGACAACUACAUCUUCUGGUUUGGGUCAACCACCAAAGAUCAUCGUGCAUGCACCCGAGGAGAAAACAGUCAAGGAGGGAGACUCAUUCUAUUUGAAAGUGACAUUCAUUGGAACGCCGAUGCCCGUCACACAAUGGUACAGAGAUGGAGAUGCUAUUGGGAACUCAAGCAACUACACGAUCAUCUCCGAAGACGGUGUGACGAUUUUGGAAGUGAAACAGGCGACUCUUCAAGAAAAAGCUGUUUUCACCGUUCAUUUGAGCAAUCCGACCGGCGAUGUCGUGUCUAGAUGUCAAGUUUAUGUAAAACCAAAAGCUCUCUCCAAAUCAUCAUCUGCGAUUGGUCAGCCACCGAAAAUUGUAUCGCGAACCCCGAAAUCGAUCACUGUUGAGGACAAAAACACUUUUGAAUUGAAAUGCUCUUUUACUUCACAACCCGCCGCUGAAGUUCAAUGGUACAGACAUGGGCAACCAUUGAUUCCUGACAGCAACUACAUUGUCACCGUUCACGAAAGUUCGACCACUUUGAAAGUAAUCGAAGCAACGAUUUGGGAUCGAGGAGAAUUUGCUGUGAAACUGCAAAAUGUGCACGGAGAGGAGAUCUCAAAGACUGAUGUCAAUGUGAUAGGCGUCGAAGAGUUGAGACCGGUAACCCAAUUGGAUCAAGGUCAAGCUCCACAGAUCGUUUCACUCAUUCCCGAAAGCUUGGCCGUUUCGGCUUUCCCGUAUCAAUUGGUGAUUCCAUUCAAAGGAAAUCCUUCACCCGAACCCACUUGGACAGUUAAUGGAGAGAUUUUGUCGCCGACUCGCGUUCUUAAAUCGGAUCACGAAACCGUUUACGAAAUUCAACAAGAAAUCCUGCCCGCAACAAUCACAAUCAAUCUCAACAAUGAGUUUGGCUCUGUGCAAGCGAAGACUUUUGUUUUUGAUGAAACCAAAGUGCCCGUUGAACAGCGAGAACUGUCCGAUGUGGAUCUUCGUUUCAAACAACAAGAAGAAAUCGAUGAAAUUGAGGUGAUUGUGCAAACAAUUCGCGAGAAUCGUCAACAAACCGAAGUGCAAUUCGAUGAAGAUGAUGGAUAUCCAAUAGAAGAUUUGAAAGUGAUCGUUGAAUUGACGAGAAUACCCGAUAAUCAAGGAACGGAAGUGGCCGUCAGUCAGAUCAUAUUUGAAGAUGAUGAAGCUUCAACUAUUGAUGACACUCUCACUUCGAUCUCCAGCUCAAUGCUUUACACAGUCCCCGAAUUCACUCUUCAACUAGAGCCUACUGCUAAAAUUCCGCGAGAUCACUGCGGAUUCUUCAAAGUUUACGCCAUCGGAAUUCCGCAACCGAAAAUCAAUUGGUUCUUAAAUGGAAGCAUGCUUCGGUCGGAUAGUAAUGUUACCAUUACUUCCGAGGAAGGUGAGUCUUGCUUGAAGAUCCAAAACGUGAAUUCACACUGGAUCGGAACGUUGGCCUGUGAAGCAUCGAAUUCGGCUGGAUCGACGAUUACACAAACCGACAUUGAAGUUUUCGAGGAAGGAGUGAGAGACAUUGUCAUCGAGCUGAGCGGCGUGGAAGAGCAAGUGGAUGUCGAGGGAACGGUUGGAGUGCUCAAGGGUGCAAACACUCAAGCGUUGACUGGAGAUUUGCGCCGAAGCCAUUCCAUGGAAUCGCUUGACGUUUCUGAGGCCAGUUCUAUUUCAGCGGCAGGCCAAAUGCCGAAAUUUGUCACGACUUUGCCUGAAGAGUUAUUCACAACUGUUGCUGAAAACAUUCAACUCCGAUGCUCAUUCACCGGGCAACCACUUCCAGUUGUAACCUGGGAAAAAGAUGGACAUCUACUCGAUUUGUCUAGAUACCAAGUCGUUUCCGAAGAUGGGAUUACGAUGGUCCGAAUUCGAUCAACGACUCCCGGUGAUUCGGCUGUUUUCACAUGCACUGCCGCAAAUGCUUUUGGAGCUGUCACCACCAAGUGCAAGUUGACUGUCGAAGGGACUGAUUUGGAAACACGUGCCGUCCACAUUCGAGUCAUUUGCGACAAAGAAAAGAAUGACACCGAGCUUGAGGUUUGUGUGGACAAGGUAGAUACAGAAAAUGUGACCCGUACUGUCCGAUCGCCGCCUCCUCAAUCCGACACAUCACAGCGACCAUAUUUUGUCUUGGCACUCAAGGAUAAAAUUAUCAGCGAGACUCCGUUCAAGUUGAAAGCAAUUGUUCUUUCUGAGCCACUCGCUGAAAUCGAUUGGUAUGCAGAUGAAAAGCUGAUUGCUGAAAAUGACAAAAACUACGAAUCGACUUCGGAAGAUGGUGUGACCAUUCUCAAUGUUCUCGAAAUGCCGGAGAAAAGUAAAAAGUUCACGUGUGUGGCGAAAAAUAGAAAAGGGCAAACCCGAAGUUUGUGCAUUGUUAGCAAGCCUCAAGACUUGGUGCACAAAAAAGUGGAUUCUGCGUCCGAAAAAGAUGAAGUGAAUCUACAAGUGAACGUUGUGAAAGAUGAUGAUAGCGAACACUUUGUGGUGGAUGUUGAAGAAGAAGACGAUACCCGUUUCGUGGUGGUUUUUCAGGAGGGCGCCGAUAGAAACUAUCAAGAAAUAGAGUCGAUGAUGAUCGCCGAAGGACAAAAUUUGCAAAUCGCGGACGAAGAGAUCACUCAGUGCAAAGAUCAGCUUGUUCAGCUCUAUUUCGAGAAAGAUUUUGCGAAAGCUACAAUUGAUAUUGAGGUGCUUGAAAGUGGCUAUGAAAAGAUGGCCUUUGACAUCCACAAGGGAAAAAUCAUAGGAGGCAAAGGACAAAUGGAACCACCAAAGUCUCGAAGCAAUGUAGAAUCGAUAGUCGAAGAAAAACUUGACCGCGCGGUCCAAGAACAAGUCGAGAAGGCGGAAGAGCCGAAGAAGGCUGAGGAGCCGAAGAAGGCUGAGGAGCCGAAGAAGGCUGAGGAGCCAAAGAAGGAUGAGGAGCCGAAGAAGGAUGAGGAACCGAAGAAGGCUGAGGAACCAAAGAAGCCUGAGGAGCCGAAGAAGGCGGAAGAACCCCAGAAGGCUGAGGAACCGAAGAAGGCUGAGGAGCCGAAGAAGGCUGAGGAGCCGAAGAAGGCUGAAGAGCCGAAGAAGGCUGAGGAGCCGAAGAAGGCUGAGGAGCCGAAGAAGGCUGAGGAGCCGAAGAGGGCGGAAGAACCCCAGAAGGCGGAAGAACCCCAGAAGGCGGAAGAGACGAAGAAGGCGGAAGAGACGAAGAAGGCUGAGGAGCCGAAGAAGGCUGAGGAGCCGAAGAAGAAGGCUGAGGAGCCGAAGAAGGCUGAGGAGCCGAAGAAGGCUGAGGAACCGAAGAAGGCUGAGGAGCCGAAGAAGGAUGAAGAACCGAAGAAGGCUGAGGAACCAAAGAAGCCUGAGGAGCCGAAGAAGGCGGAAGAACCCCAGAAGGCUGAGGAACCGAAGAAGGCUGAGGAGCCGAAGAAGGCUGAAGAGCCGAAGAAGGCUGAGGAGCCGAAGAAGGCUGAGGAGCCGAGGAAGGCUGAGGAGCCGAAGAAGGCUGAGGAGCCGAAGAGGGCGGAAGAACCCCAGAAGGCGGAAGAACCCCAGAAGGCGGAAGAGACGAAGAAGGCGGAAGAGACGAAGAAGGCUGAGGAGCCGAAGAAGGCCGAAGAACCCCAGAAGGCUGAGGAGCCGAAGAAGGCGGAAGAAACCAAGAAGGCUGAGGAGCCGAAGAAGGCGGAAGAACCCCAGGAGGCUGAGGAGCCGAAGAAGGCGGAAGAAACCAAGAAGGCUGAGGAGCCGAAGAAGGCGGAAGAGCCGAAGAAGGCUGAGGAGCCGAAGAAGGCUGAGGAGCCGAAGAAGGCUGAGGAACCGAAGAAGGCUGAGGAGCCGAAGAAGGCUGAGGAGCCGAAGAAGGCUGAGGAGCCGAAGAAGGCUGAGGAGCCGAAGAAGGCUGAGGAGCCGAAGAGGGCGGAAGAACCCCAGAAGGCGGAAGAACCCCAGAAGGCGGAAGAGACGAAGAAGGCGGAAGAGACGAAGAAGGCUGAGGAGCCGAAGAAGGCCGAAGAACCCCAGAAGGCUGAGGAGCCGAAGAAGGCGGAAGAAACCAAGAAGGCUGAGGAGCCGAAGAAGGCGGAAGAACCCCAGAAGGCUGAGGAGCCGAAGAAGGCGGAAGAAACCAAGAAGGCUGAGGAGCCGAAGAAGGCGGAAGAGCCGAAGAAGGCUGAGGAGCCGAAGAAGGCUGAGGAGCCGAAGAAGGUUGAGGAUGAAAAAGAACCUGCCAUUCUCUCUGAAGCUGAAGAAGCAAAACCGAUUGAGAGUUACACGGAGCUGGUCUUUCAUGGCCUGGAAAAGACAGCAGGUCUAGAGAUUGAUUUGUUGAUGGAAACUCUCGAGCAAGUAGCGUUGAAGCUUGCCGGUGCAAGAAAGCAGAAACCAAGGGAAAUGGUCAAUGAAGUAGAGAAAGCCGAAAAAGUCAAAAAGGAUGAGGAGCCAAAGACCGAUGAAGUCGAGAAGGCGGAAGAGCCGAAGAAGGCUGAGGAGCCGAAGAAGGCUGAGGAGCCGAAGAAGGCUGAGGAACCAAAGAAGCCUGAGGAGCCGAAGAAGGCGAAAGAACCCCAGAAGGCGGAAGAGCCGAAGAAGGCUGAGGAGCCGAAGAAGGCGGAAGAACCCCAGAAGGCUGAGGAGCCGAAGAAGGCUGAGGAGCCGAAGAAGGCUGAGGAACCGAAGAAGGCUGAGGAGCCAAAGAAGGAUGAAGAACCGAAGAAGGCUGAGGAACCAAAGAAGCCUGAGGAGCCGAAGAAGGCGGAAGAACCCCAGAAGGCUGAGGAACCGAAGAAGGCUGAGGAGCCGAAGAAGGCUGAAGAGCCGAAGAAGGCUGAGGAGCCGAAGAAGGCUGAGGAGCCGAGGAAGGCUGAGGAGCCGAAGAAGGCUGAGGAGCCGAAGAGGGCGGAAGAACCCCAGAAGGCGGAAGAACCCCAGAAGGCGGAAGAGACGAAGAAGGCGGAGGAGACGAAGAAGGCUGAGGAGCCGAAGAAGGCCGAAGAACCCCAGAAGGCUGAGGAGCCGAAGAAGGCGGAAGAAACCAAGAAGGCUGAGGAGCCGAAGAAGGCGGAAGAACCCCAGGAGGCUGAGGAGCCGAAGAAGGCGGAAGAAACCAAGAAGGCUGAGGAGCCGAAGAAGGCGGAAGAGCCGAAGAAGGCUGAGGAGCCGAAGAAGGCUGAGGAGCCGAAGAAGGCUGAGGAACCGAAGAAGGCUGAGGAGCCGAAGAAGGCUGAGGAACCGAAGAAGGCUGAGGAACCAAAGAAGCCUGAGGAGCCGAAGAAGGCGGAAGAACCCCAGAAGGCGGAAGAGCCGAAGAAGGCUGAGGAGCCGAAGAAGGCUGAGGAGCCGAAGAAGGCUGAGGAGCCGAAGAAGGCUGAGGAGCCGAAGAGGGCGGAAGAACCCCAGAAGGCGGAAGAACCCCAGAAGGCGGAAGAGACGAAGAAGGCGGAAGAGACGAAGAAGGCCGAAGAACCCCAGAAGGCUGAGGAGCCGAAGAAGGCGGAAGAAACCAAGAAGGCUGAAGAGCCGAAGAAGGCGGAAGAACCCCAGGAGGCUGAGGAGCCGAAGAAGGCGGAAGAAACCAAGAAGGCUGAGGAGCCGAAGAAGGCGGAAGAGCCGAAGAAGGCUGAGGAGCCGAAGAAGGCUGAGGAGCCGAAGAAGGUUGAGGAUGAAAAAGAACCUGCCAUUCUCUCUGAAGCUGAAGAAGCAAAACCGAUUGAGAGUUACACGGAGCUGGUCUUUCAUGGCCCGGAAAAGACAGCAGGUCUAGAGAUUGAUUUGUUGAUGCAAACUCUCGAGCAAGUAGCGUUGGAACUUGCUGGUGCAAGAAAGCAGAAACCAAGGGAAAUGGUCAAUGAAGUAGAGAAAGCCGAAAAAGUCAAAAAGGAUGAGGAGCCAAAGACCGAUGAAGUCGAGAAGGCGGAAGAGCCGAAGAAGGCUGAGGAGCCGAAGAAGGCUGAGGAACCGAAGAAGGCUGAGGAGCCGAAGAAGGCUGAGGAACCGAAGAAGGCUGAGGAACCAAAGAAGCCUGAGGAGCCGAAGAAGGCGAAAGAACCCCAGAAGGCGAAAGAACCCCAGAAGGCGGAAGAGCCGAAGAAGGCUGAGGAGCCGAAGAAGGCUGAGGAGCCGAAGAAGGCUGAGGAGCCGAAGAAGGCUGAGGAGCCGAAGAAGGCUGAGGAGCCGAAGAGGGCGGAAGAACCCCAGAAGGCGGAAGAACCCCAGAAGGCGGAAGAGACGAAGAAGGCGGAAGAGACGAAGAAGGCUGAGGAGCCGAAGAAGGCCGAAGAACCCCAGAAGGCUGAGGAGCCGAAGAAGGCGGAAGAAACCAAGAAGGCUGAGGAGCCGAAGAAGGCGGAAGAACCCCAGGAGGCUGAGGAGCCGAAGAAGGCGGAAGAAACCAAGAAGGCUGAGGAGCCGAAGAAGGCGGAGGAGCCGAAGAAGGCUGAGGAGCCGAAGAAGGCUGAGGAGCCGAAGAAGGUUGAGGAUGAAAAAGAACCUGCCAUUCUCUCUGAAGCUGAAGAAGCAAAACCGAUUGAGAGUUACACGGAGCUGGUCUUUCAUGGCCUGGAAAAAACAGCAGGUCUAGAGAUUGAUUUGUUGAUGGAAACUCUCGAGAAAGUAGCGUUGGAACUUGCCGGUGCAAGAAAGCAGAAACCAAAGCAAAUGGUCGAUGAAGUAGAGAAAGCCGAAAAAGUCAAAAAGGAUGAGGAGCCAAAGACCGAUGAAGUCGAGAAGGCGGAAGAGCCGAAGAAGGCUGAGGAGCCGAAGAAGGCUGAGGAGCCGAAGAAGGCUGAGGAACCGAAGAAGGCUGAGGAGCCGAAGAAGGAUGAAGAACCGAAGAAGGCUGAGGAACCAAAGAAGCCUGAGGAGCCGACGAAGGCGGAAGAACCCCAGAAGGCUGAGGAACCGAAGAAGGCUGAGGAGCCGAAGAAGGCUGAGGAGCCGAAGAAGGCUGAGGAGCCGAAGAAGGCUGAGGAACCGAAGAAGGCUGAGGAACCAAAGAAGCCUGAGGAGCCGAACAAGGCGAAAGAACCCCAGAAGGCGGAAGAGCCGAAGAAGGCGGAAGAACCCCAGAAGGCUGAGGAACCGAAGAAGGCUGAGGAACCGAAGAAGGCUGAGGAACCGAAGAAGGCUGAGGAGCCGAAGAAGGCUGAAGAGCCGAAGAAGGCUGAGGAGCCGAAGAAGGAUGAAGAACCGAAGAAGGCUGAGGAACCAAAGAAGCCUGAGGAACCAAAGAAGCCUGAGGAACCAAAGAAGCCUGAGGAACCAAAGAAGCCUGACGAACCAAAGAAGCCUGAGGAACCAAAGAAGCCUGAGGAGACGAAGAAGGCGGAAGAAACCCAGAAGGCUGAGGAGCCGAAGAAGGCGGAAGAAAUUAAGAAGCCUGAGGAGCCGAAGAAGGCGGAAGAAUCAAAGAAGGCUGAGGAAUCGAAGGCCGAUGAAAUUCAGGAAGGAUGCCACCGG
Molecule: messenger RNA, 23175 nt
Organism: Mesorhabditis belari
Lineage: Eukaryota; Metazoa; Nematoda; Chromadorea; Rhabditida; Rhabditidae
Source: the annotation of a GenBank genome assembly